This is a messenger RNA of Paramisgurnus dabryanus, 2712 nucleotides long. RefSeq names its product aurora kinase A (gene aurka). Gene Ontology annotation, molecular function: ATP binding; protein kinase activity. The record is from RefSeq and is a predicted model, not a curated record. NCBI's taxonomy places the organism in Eukaryota, Metazoa, Chordata, Actinopteri, Cypriniformes, Cobitidae. Gene Ontology annotation, biological process: meiotic spindle organization; centrosome cycle; meiotic cell cycle.
UUAAACAGGCUGAACUCACGGACGCUAACGGGAGGUGCAUCGUCGUCGUAAUUUUAAACAGAUACGAGUUUAUGUUUCAUGUAUGUGCAGACUUAAAACCCUUCGUGUAGUUUAUAGAGACCGAUUAAUAACAAGGCGAGGUGGUAGUUAUCGUGUUUAUCGUGUGUUUUGAGGAAACUGCUCACUCGAGGAUAUGGACUCUGCUGCAAGAACCAAAGCAAGCAAAGAUUUGAAGAAUCAGCGAGCGGAAAAUGAAAAGGUUUAUGCCGGUGGAGCUCAAAGAGUUCCCGUGACUCAGAGCAACCAGAAGCUCGUGUCCGCUCCUCACGCGCGUGCUCUGGGUGCAACAUGGGGCCCUCAGCGGGUUCAGCGUCCCGGCAGUCAACAGAAACCUGCUGGACCCUCGGUUCCUGUGAAAACUCAAUGCCGUGGAAAUCAAAAUGUUAACCCUGAACAGAUGAGAACAGCGACACAACACAAACCUGUACAGAACCAAACAACACCAAACAACCAUAGCGGUGUUCCAGUGACUGAUGCCAACAAUCCCAGCGAACCACAGCAAACCCCUGCCAGUGGAUCAUCAAGUAGUGCAAGGAAAGCCUGGACUUUAGAGAACUUUGACAUUGGACGAGCUCUUGGGAAAGGUAAAUUUGGGAGCGUGUAUCUGGCCAGAGAACGUCAGACCAAGUUUAUUCUGGCCCUGAAGGUUUUGUUUAAGAAGCAGCUGGAGAAAGCCGGUGUUGAACAUCAGCUGAGGAGAGAAGUGGAGAUUCAGUCUCAUCUCCGACAUCCCAACAUCCUCCGUCUCUAUGGUUACUUUCACGACACGGCUCGUGUCUAUCUCAUCCUGGAGUUUGCUCCUAAAGGAGAGUUAUACGGUGAGCUCCAGCGCUGCGGGACCUUUGAUGACCAGCGCAGUGCCACGUAUAUAAUGGAGCUGGCCGACGCGCUGAGCUACUGUCAUUCAAAGAAAGUCAUUCACAGAGAUAUUAAACCUGAAAACUUGCUGUUGGGAUCCAAUGGAGAGCUGAAGAUUGCAGAUUUUGGUUGGUCUGUCCACACGCCCUCCUCAAGGAGAUCGACGCUCUGUGGGACGCUGGAUUAUCUUCCUCCAGAGAUGAUUGAAGGUAAAACUCACGAUGAGAAGGUCGAUCUGUGGAGUCUCGGGGUUCUUUGCUAUGAAUUUCUGGUUGGUCAUCCACCUUUUGAAACUAAGAGUCAUGAAGAGACGUACCGCAAGAUAUCCAGGGUUGAAUUCUCCUAUCCAGCUCAUGUCAGCGAGGGCAGCAGAGAUCUGAUCAACAGCUUACUAAAACACAACCCAAUGCACAGACUUCCCAUUCAAGAGGUUCUGAUUCAUCCAUGGGUUGUGGAGAACUCUGUCAAAAAACCAACGACCCGCUCGACAAACAAAUGAGUGAAAAACACUGCGGUUUAACUCCUCCAUCAUGAGAAACUAUUUGAACAAAAAGGACUGUUGGCAACAUUUCUCUUUCUCUCUCCUGUUCUCCUCUUUGUGUUCAUGUGCUGCAAUUUUCGUGUCAUUUCUUAAUAUUUAAUUGUUUAAGACACUCAGUGUAAAGUUUUAAAAAUUACUUGAAACAAUAAAUUUUAUUUUCUCUUUGAAGUCUUUUAGUGUAUUUUGUGAACUUUUACUGUGUUGCUGUGAAAUUUAAAUUACUUUAGAUAAUACUUAAAUUAUUCUUUGCUAUUUUCUCAAAGUAUUUCAUGUUUAGUAGUUUGUUGAAUGUUUUUCAAGGUCUUUUAUUUAUUACUGUUUGUUGUCUCCUGUCCUUCCGCUUCAAUAUAAUAAUUUAGUUUACCUAUUAUAAACAAACCUCCACCAAAACAAAUUGUACAUUAAGAUCACUGUGACUUUCACUUUGUGUUGAUCAUUGUCUGAUCUCAACACAAGGUGGCGCAGUUGUCUGUCACGUGUGCUUUUAAGAUUGAGAAAAUGGCUUCUCCUUUGAACUCAAACUCCCAGAAUUCAGCACAGUGAUGUUCUCGAGUCUCCUGUGGAUUUAAUAUGGAAAUCUUAGUCGAUGAAUGUUUUGAUUUAUUCCCUGGUGAAAUUUAGUUCAUACACUAGUCUAAAAGCUUUUGUUAAAACACAUUUUGUGUGUAGUUAAGGAAAAUGCAUUGAAUGUGUUGUCUCUAACUAGACACAUCGGUGUUAUUGGAACAACACAUCUUGUGUUGCCUUUUAUUUGAACACAAAAUAUCGCUGCGUUAAAUAGGAAAACAAUGCGUAAAAAAUAAAUGCAUCCUUCAAAUUUAAAUUAUUACUUUCUGUUAAAAAGCAUUUCUGUUCAUGUUAAAUGUUCAACUAUUUUUUUUUUAUAUUUCUCAUUAAUUUAUUCGUAUAUGCACACUAUAAUUAUAUUUUUCAUUUUAAAUGCAGAUGUUAGUUCACAGGUUUAACCUGCGGGAGACAAACAUCUGGCCACGCGCUGUUGCGCCAUCUGACAUUAAAAUCAUCUGUAGCCUACAUCGUGUCCUUUAGUUACUUAAAAUAAUAUUAAUGGUCAGGAGUGAGAUGUAAUUCGUUAGUCAGUGAUUAAUGUCUAUUUUUUUAUUAUGCUUAACAUUGAAGCAGUUGAACUUUACCUUUUUGUUCCAACUACAUAUUUGCGCAAUAUUUGCAUUUAUAUAAGUUAAAAUGAUCCCUUUUAUUUGCAGCUUGACAAAUACAAUAAUUCAGAAAAUUGA